Messenger RNA from Plectropomus leopardus (leopard coralgrouper), 6217 nucleotides. RefSeq lists its product as uncharacterized. NCBI's taxonomy places the organism in Eukaryota, Metazoa, Chordata, Actinopteri, Perciformes, Serranidae. The record is from RefSeq and is a predicted model, not a curated record.
CCUCAUUUCUCUCUUAACUCCCUCCUUCAUAUCCUCUCUUCUUCCUUCCUUCUCUUUAUCCAUACUCUCCUACACUCUGACGUCUCCCCUUUUCCUCCCUCAUAUUCUCCUCUCGCUUUUCUUCCAUCUUUUCCUUACCUCAUUCCCCCUCAUCCACUCAUCCUUUCCCCCUUUCUGGACUCUUCAUAUCCUCCCUUCUCUCCCUUUGGCAUGUCAGAGCCUGCAGACAGAAAGAGAGAGAGAGAGAGAGAGAGAGAGAGAGAGAGAGAGAGAGAGAGAUAAAGAGAGCAGAGAGAGUGAGCAGACUGAAGCUGAGCAGUGAGCGGGUUGAGCAGCAGAAGUGCUUCAGUCCUCAAAGCUGAGGAGGAUCUCAAGUGUCACUGAGAGCAAAGAGUCUGCAGGACAAGCUGGUGGUCCCAAAAGAAGGAAGAACAAGAAAAAAAGGACAUGUCCUCCAAGCCUUGUUUUUGAGGACAACAAAUUCUGACUCAAGGAUAAUUUAUCGUCUUCCAAGAGUCUGAAGCUGCUUCGGCUCAGCUAAAAAAAAUCAGCGAAGAAGACGAAGAAGAAGAGGGGGGAAAAAAGUCUAAAUUGACUCCUCUGGGAACGAUUGGAUAUAUUGUCAUCUCUGAACUCCAGUAGAAAAGAGGAAUUAAGACCCAAAAGUACCAAAAGAACAGAAGAAAAGUAGUUUCAUUGUCAGAACGACCAAAAAAGGAUGUUGGUGUAUGUUGCAUCCACUCAGAUGCAAAGAAAAGAUGAGAUAAAAGAAGAAAAUAUAAAAUUAAAAAUAAAGUUCGAGUGACAGAAGAAAAGCACAACCAAGUUGCUGGAUUUGUUAUUUUUUCCCAGAUACAGAAAAAAGGAGACAACAGAGGACAUUUGGACAUUUUUCUGACCAACAUUUGUGUGAACUUCUCAUCUCUGGAUAAAUAAGAACCAAAAAAAAAACAGACUGAAGACAUAAUAUCAGCUUGUCAGCUGAAAAAAAUCAAGAAAAACAAUUAAUUUCAAUUUUUAGUCAGAGAUUUUAAUGAAUCAUUUUGAAAAGGAGGGAAGAAAAAAACUACAAGAGUCUAAAUUUGCUGUUUGCUGAAGACAGAUCCAAGGACCAGCCAAAAACAUCAAUGAACGCCAUAGAAACGUAGGAGUCAAAAGUGAAGGAAUAAAAAGGAUACAGAGGAAAACAGGGAGAAGAGCAAAAGUGAAAUAUAGUAGAAAAAGAAGGAUGAAAAAAGAGGACAAAGACAUUUAAAGCUGACACAGAGAAGGAAUAAUUAAGGGGUAAAGGACAAAAGGAUGAGCCAAGAGGAAAAGGAAGGGUAAAAGGACAAAUUACAUAAAAGGAAGACAGAACAAAAAGUAUUAAAAAAAGGAGGACUAAAGAAAAAAGAAUUCACUUUUAAAGGUCAAAUCAAGACAACCACACGGACCCAGGUGUGAUAAUGAGGCUCCUGGUGCUCCUCGCAGCUCCUUUCUCCAUCUUCGUCCUCCAUAUCGUAGCGGUGGCCCCGGCAGGCAGUGUGGCCCCGGGCCGUCUGGAGCGCUGGGUCCGCUCUGGCCUCCAGUCGCUGCAGUGGGACCAGCUGGACCGGUGCCUCCGCAUGUCCUCGCUCUCUGAGGCAGAGUGCAGGAGGCUCGCCCACCUGCCCCUUUCCGCUGUGGCUGUCUACGUAUCGGAGCCCCGCUCAGCUGCAGGUACCUCAGACAAAGUUCUGGCCAUCCUGCCGGACUCCUCAGGUGGCUCGAUGAGCUCCAAACCACGGGGAGGUUUCAGCGUCAGCCAGGUGCUGAAUGGAGGGGACGGUCCUCACAGACACCAGCAGCCUUUCCCCGGCUCCACAGCCCAUGAUGCUGUGCUGGUGCUGGAUCCGAGCCCUGGGGAGAACUUUGGACACCCAGUGGUCCUCUUCUAUGUGGAUGUGAAUGUGACAAAGAAGAGAUGUUCCCACCUGGAUGGCAUUUACCUGGGUGAGGAGUGUUUGACUCUUGCUUUGAAAGGUCGUUGUCAGAACCAGCUGAAGCGUCGGCAAGCCGGGCCAGAGAGGCUUAUUGGCAAUGGACAUAGUCGGCUGGCAGGUGGGGCUCUGCGUGGCAGUACCAUUACCACCAGUGGUGGGAGCCGUCUGGUGGAGCGGGCCAUUGGAGGACUCUGUGAAGUUCACUUCCUUCCGCUAGUGAUCGGAGUUGGAGACAGCAACCGAACGCAGAGACUCCGAUGUGUUGAUCAUGCAGAGUUUGCGAGGUGUCCUCAGCCGCUGCCGAUGGGCUCUCCCAGUUUGCCUGUCUCAAGCUGUGAGCUAAAUAAAAACACCAGACGCUGCCACCAGCAGCCACUGGCCACUCAUCUUUCCUGCCGACUCUACCAGACCUGUGACCACGCUGUGCUCAUCUCAGGUGGCUGGCAGCAGCAGAUGACGUUCCAGCGUCAUGUUCAGAAUCUUCAGAGGUUUUACCGAAUGCUGCAGAACAAUGGCUUCCACAAAGAUCACAUCAAGACGUUCUUCGCCAGCAGCGGACAGCUUCCUGAGGACAUAGAGGGUGUCUACUCGGCAACGGAGAAAGCAGUGAUCCGUAACCACGUGUCAUACGUCUGCAGGAAGCAGCACUGUGCCGACACGCUGGUUCUCUACCUGAACUCUCCGACACGCAACGACGGUACCAUGCUGCUGUGGGAUGCCAACCUCAACGGCAUUGCUGAUCUGAAGGAGCGAUACUCAGUCAACGAGCUCCUGGCCGACCUGGCCGGCUGCAGGGCGACUCGUGUUUUGCUGUUUGUGGAUCAGAGCUACAGCGGCGUUCUGUCCAAGAGGCUGCGAGGGUCUCAGAAACACCUCAAUGUGGUUCUGAUCCAGAGCCAGACACGGCAGAACCACAACCACCAGAGGUUGAACCCUGGCAGCUGGUCCUUCAUCAGCUCUGCCAGCUGCCUGCUGGACCACCUGGGAAAGGAUCCUGGGAUGUCUCGCCUCUUGGAGCCGUGGGCAGGCCUUUUAAAUGUGACGUUGGCCGGCGCCCCCUGCAAUGCCACGCCGCCUCUGACAGAUGGUGAGAUGCGUCGGGAGUACCAGGGCUGCCAGAACCUGCCGACCGCACUCUGGCACCAGAAACACAGGAGGACCAACUGAGAGAGAGACACUGAGACUGACUGGGAGAGAGAGAGAGAGUGAGAGUGGAAAACAAAUGAAUUAUGGACACAGACACACACACACACACACACACACACACACACACACAGACCAUAUGAGUGUUUACUUUGUACACAUGCAUAUAUACAGAUGUAUUAACUUAGGACUUUAGUUUCAGUGUGCUUGGUGGACACUGGUUGUGUGUGUGUGUGUGUGCGUGUAUGUGUUUUCUGUCCUAACUCAGACAGUCACCAUGGCGAUGACAGCUCAUCCCAAUAGGAGUGUCCUGAACACCAUGUGAACCGUGUGUGUUUGUGAGUUCAGCAGAAGGACAACCACUCGCACAGACCAUAGCUAGUUUAUGCUUGGGUCAGUUUGUGUGUGUGUGUGUGUGUGUGCGUGUGUGUGUGUGUAAACGCAACAUCUCCUGGGCACUUAAACAUUUCAGAGUCAAUCAUCGAACUCUAUUUUUAUCUUUACAACAGUUGUGCGGUCUUCGUUCUUUCCCUCUUCUCUUCAUUCUGUCCUCUGCGACACCUCCUGCCCGCUCUCCUCUCUUGAUCUCCUCCUCUAACCGCCUCUCCACUUUCUCCCCUCUCGCCUCCAUCUCAUUUUCUACCCCUUCUCCAUUUCCCUCCUUCUCUUCUUUCUUAAAUUUCUUGCCGUUUCAUUUGUUGGCAUUCAACGACUUUCUCCAACUAUCAUCUAUCAGGGUUUGAAAAAACACUCAAAUAAUUUAGUCACAGCAGAGCUGACAAAUGCUCUGAAACUUAUUUACGCACAAAUGAACUGAAUGAAAACACCACAGAUUUUUCAAAAAGCAGCACUCACAGUUUGACAAAAAUCUUAACUCAAGAUCCACUCGCUACCUUUUACCUGCACAGUUCACAGUAUAUAAUACAGGAGUAUUUUCCCUAAAAAGCAAUCAUGACUCAUGACCCACUGGAAGUGAUUUUGUUGCAUUUAUCUGCAGAGGCUCUACCCUCCGCCUGUAUUUUCUAAUUUCUUUUUUUUUUUUUUUUGCUUUGUUUGGGACGGCGUGACCAGGUGCCAGACCACAAGCAGCAUGUAUCCAAGAGAAAGCUAUGAAAAUUGUGAGACAUAGCUGAGAAAAAUUGCUAACAUAGAAACAUAGAAAGGCAAAAUACCAGUUGGAUAAAGCUCAUUCAAUGACAGUUAAUAUGGGAUCAACCUUCCCUUUCACUGGCAUUACUGUUUAAAACCAGUAGACAAUGCCUGCAUAGUUUACCUACAAAUCUUGUCAAAUCUUCAGAUCUUCAAAUCUUCUUCAUCUAAUUUUUCCAAGGUCAAGAAUAGAGUUUCACCUCAGCUUUUUGACCUAAACUAUUUGCUCUUCUCACACCAGUGCGUCAGAUGUCAAUGCAUCAUAUUUAUCAGACAGAACUAUCAUUUAUAAAAGGAAUUCCCAAAGUCAACAUUUGGGUCAUCCAUCUCAUGUCAUCUCAAUGUAGCUUAGGCCAAAAAAAAACUGAAACAAAAACAAUCAAUCAACCCCUUUAAAGCUAUUUUACUACUCUCACAACAUCCAACCACUGUAUAUUGUAAUUCUUUGUAAAAUAACACUUUGUAAAGCUGAACUAUAUGAGCAUUUCUCAUUUGAUGCUCCAGCCCCGUUCUCAAUAUUAGGUUGUCAAAUAGAGAUGCUUUUUCACGCCCCACACGACGUGUGAUAUCGACGCCAAAGGCUAUUUAUAGACCUCAGUUUGUCCUGUUUGAAGCCAAAAGUCAACGCUGUUUUAGUGUAACAUUAGCCUACAUAACUUCCAUACCUACUUCCCGUGAAAGUAAAAUGAUGUCAUUUUUGUACGAUCAUCAUGCAAUGAGGUAUUUAUGUCAUGUUUUCUUUUUCCCAAAACAUGAUAUUUUUGCUAAACCUAACCAAGAAGUUUUGUUGCCUGAACCUAAACACAACUACUUCACAGUAUAAGUGUUGUGUUCCAGCUGUGCGUCACAUAAAUAUGCUAAAUGGUUCCUUGUGCGUCGCUAUCACACGCCAAAGGGCAUAAAGAGUUGACAACCUAGGAAUGAGAACGAGGUGGAUGCCCCUGUGAGUGUGGUUCUGCUGGGUAAAAUUAGGUGAUAGUUGUUGUUUCACAGAUAUCAAGAGAAGAAAGGACAUGAACAUUUAUCUGCUGCUCUUGUUGUUGCUGCAGUUUGAACAAACAAAUUGUCUAGAGAUGACAGUAACUACUUAAAAACCUGAAUGAUGAAUGAAAUGGACAUGUUUUAUUAAAUGAAUCCAAUUUACCUCGAUUAUCUCUAAACAACGUCUUUGGUUAAAAAAAAAAAAAAAAAGGUAGUAAUUCACGGUUGCCUCUUUUCUGAAAGUCGUAUCAUGAUAACCGACAGAAAUGACAGUACAAUAAUAAAGUUAUAAAAAACAAAAAAAAUUACAUGUAAGCAAUUAUUUUGCAGAUUUAGUGAUGGAGGACCUUUUCUGCUUUCUUAACCUGAGGAGGAGGGAAAGAGAGAGACACUGAGACAGCCGGGAAACGAGAGACAGAAACUGGAUGGCAGUGAUCAUGAUUAAGAUAUGAAGCACUGAGACUGCCCUCACUGCUACACAGACUGGCUAUGGCAUUUUAAUAAGGGCACGACUUGCGUGUGUGAAUGUACGUGUGCGUGCUCCAUCACACAGACAGGCAUCACAUGAAACAUGCACACGAUCUAAUAUUAACCGUCCCUACACUAACAACGUACAUGUGGUCCUCUACCUUCGGUGGUACUUUGUGAUAUUUGUCUGUACGUUACCUUGUGUCUUUUCUCUGUCCCAGUAACCAUGUAUACCACGGCCCAGUGUGCAUCUCAAACCCCUCCCUGCUGUGUUUGUUGCUGUACUGAUCUCUUUUACAGUAGAGAUUUGUUUAUUCAAGAGAUGGAAAUUGAUUGGGAGAACAACUUUCCAAACGCGUAGGACAUUUUGGACAAGAGCUGUGUCCGACAAGUUGACAUGUGCAUAUUCACAGUCUGUGUAAUGAUCUGUACAGAGUAUGAGAUGUAAUUUAGCAGAAAUGUUUCUAGUUGCAUGCAGAAAAAUCACAAAAAAUAGUCAAUAAAGUACUUUUAGA